AGAGGUUUUUAAAGUGAAGAAAUCAAAUUACAGUAAAAAGAUUGUAAAUAAACUCAAGAAAGAGUACAAGGAGGAUCUUGAAAAGUCCUUGGCGAAAAGUGACCUGAACUCUCAGGUUUCAACAGAUGUCACAGUAGAUAAACCUGCUUUGGUGAAGGAACCUGUACAAGAUGAUGGCCAAAGUGAGAAAGGAGAGGAGGAAAUGGAGGUAGACAGUGAUGAGCAGGAUGAAGAAGGCAAAGCCAAAGCUGUGGGAGCAUUUACCAACACUCUGUCUACGCUAAAUGCACUUCGACCAGGAGAAAUUCCGGAUGCUGCUUUUAUCCAUGCUGCUCGCAAAAGAAGGCAGAUGGCUCGUGAGCUUGGGGAUUGUCCAGCUGUAGAAAUUGAGACAAGUACAAACCGACUUGUACGUGAAGAUGAGAAUGACGCUAGUGAUGAUGAUGAUGAGAAACGCAGGAUUGUGUUUUCGGUGAAGGAGAAAACGCAAAGGCAAAAGAUUGCAGAAGAAAUAGGGAUUGAAGGAAGUGAUGAUGAAGCACUGGAUACAACAGAGCAGGAUGAAGAAUUAAAGAUGUGGGAACAGGAGCAGAUCAGAAAAGGAAUUAGUGUCCCUCAGGUGCAAAGCAACCAUCCAACUGAUUCGGCUAAUGUUUACUACCAGAACAGCUACCAGGCUAUGCCAUAUGGUUCUUCCUACAACCUUCCUUACACAUUUAGCACCUAUGGAACAACAGAAUCUAAACCAAUCAAGACAGAUAAUGCUAUUGCUUUCAAACCUUCCAUUAAUGAGAUGCCUCCUGUUACUAUUGAUUUGGUAAAGAAACGCCUUAAAGACAGGUUGGAUUCAAUGAAAGAAGUGCACAAAACAAAUCAGCAACGGCUUGAUAAACUUAAUGAAGAUCUGGAAAACUCAUCUAAAACGAUAGAAAGACUUGAAGGCAUCACAGAUGAUAGCGGACGGUAUAGAUUUUUUCAAGAAAUGCGAGGGUAUGUCCGAGACUUGCUUGAGUGUUUCAAUGAAAAGGUACCCUUGGUUAAUGACCUUGAAUCUGCCAUGCACCAGCUGCUGAAACAGCGGGCUGCCCGGUUUGUCCAGAGACGGCAAGAUGAUAUUAAAGAUGAAUCAUCGGAAUAUUCAAGCCAUUCAAGCAAAACCGUUGUGACACCAAGUCUGGAUUCAUUUGGUCGCGAUCGUGCUCUGUAUCAAGAAAAUGCCAAACAGCGAAGGAUUGCAGAGAGAGAGGCUCGUAGAGCACGUCGAAGACUGGCCAGAGAACAAGCAGGAAAGAUGGCAGAACAUCAUGAAGGUCUAUCAAGUGAUGAUGAAGAAACUUCCACAGAUAUCAACAGUUUUAAUAUGGAAAACGAUCGAAUUGUUAAUGAAUCAAGAAAAGUGUUUGAAGACGUCUUAGAUGAUUUCUGUACACUUGACUGCAUUAAGACACGAUUUGAAGUCUGGCGAAAAAUGUAUUAUGUUCAUUAUAAAGAUGCAUAUAUUGGUCUCUGCCUUCCAAAACUGCUUAAUCCACUUAUUCGGUUGCAACUCAUCCAAUGGAAUCCUUUUGAGCCAAAUUGUCGUGACUUUGAAAGUAUGCUGUGGUUCGAAUCUUUGCUGUUUUAUGGAUGUGAAGAGGGACAGGAUCCACAGAUGGAUGAUGUUGACACAUACCUGUUGCCUGCGAUUGUAGAAAAAGUGGUUUUACCAAAACUGACAGGAUUUGGCGUUAUUACAAACUGCCAUACAAUGUUGCAUUGCAGAAGUACAGAAUGAUUUGGAUGAAAAUAU
This is a messenger RNA of Rhincodon typus (whale shark), 1789 nucleotides long. RefSeq names its product PAX3 and PAX7 binding protein 1 (gene paxbp1). The record is from RefSeq and is a predicted model, not a curated record. The transcript has 12 exons. Lineage: Eukaryota; Metazoa; Chordata; Chondrichthyes; Orectolobiformes; Rhincodontidae. Gene Ontology annotation, biological process: mRNA splicing, via spliceosome; positive regulation of transcription by RNA polymerase II. Bases 203 to 1774 code for a protein of 523 amino acids. Gene Ontology annotation, cellular component: nucleus. Gene Ontology annotation, molecular function: DNA binding.